AUGCGCAAAAAUUUGAAAAACAAGAAUAAGCAUCUUCAACCUCAUACUUCCAAUUUGAAUGAACCUUUUCACAAAAAGCCAUUGACAAAUAGAGUUAAGAUAAUUAACAAAUCUUACCUAGAAAAAACAUUUACAGGCUCUGAUUCACAUCAAAAUAUGCUGACAAUAUGUACUGACCAGUAUAGUUUAAAUGAAGAGCAGGAAAGAGCAUUCAAAAUUGUUGCUAAUCAUGCUUCCUCACCCUUGCAUGAGCAACUGAAAAUGUAUAUAGGUGGCAUGGGUGGUACUGGAAAAUCUCAGGUGCUUAAAGCAUUA
This is a messenger RNA of Lentinula edodes (shiitake mushroom), 315 nucleotides long. RefSeq lists its product as uncharacterized. The transcript has a single exon. The annotation marks the transcript as partial. The record is from RefSeq and is a predicted model, not a curated record. Lineage: Eukaryota; Fungi; Basidiomycota; Agaricomycetes; Agaricales; Omphalotaceae.